AUGUCGCUGAGUAAAGAGAAUUCCAACUACGCCUCAGGCGAUACCAAAGAAGCUGCUAACUCCGAUUUGUCAGAAUCUGACAGAUCAGCGCCAUCAAGAGAUCCAAACGCAUCAUUUCAAGCAUACAGAUUAACCAUCGAUGAAGUUGCCCAAGAAUUCGAUACCUCAAUUGUUGAUGGUUUAGGAACACACGAAGCUGAAAAUCGAAUACAAUCAUAUGGACCAAACAACUUGGGUGACGACGACAAAAUAUCCUACACCAAAAUUCUUGCUCAUCAAGUUUUCAAUGCCAUGAUUUUGGUAUUAAUCAUCAGUAUGAUCAUUGCCCUUGCUAUUAAAGAUUGGAUAUCUGGUGGUGUUAUUGCAUUUGUGGUGUUUCUUAACAUAUCAGUGGGGUUCGUUCAAGAAGUCAAAGCUGAAAAAACCAUGGGUUCAUUGAAGAAUUUGAGUUCCCCAACUGCGAGAGUUACUAGAAAUGGUGACGAUUUUACUAUUCCAGCAGAAGAGGUUGUCCCUGGUGACAUUGUCCACAUCAAAGUUGGUGAUACUGUGCCUGCUGAUCUUAGAUUAGUUGACUGUAUGAAUUUAGAGACCGACGAGGCAUUAUUGACUGGAGAAUCAUUACCGGUUGCCAAAAAUUUUGAAGUUGUCUAUAGUGAUUAUUCUGUGCCAGUGCCAGUCGGUGAUCGAUUGAAUUUGGUCUACUCGUCUUCAAUUGUUUCCAAAGGAAGAGGUUCCGGUAUUGUUUUUGCAACUGGAUUGAACACAGAAAUAGGUGCCAUUGCUCAAUCCUUGAAAGGAAACUCUGGCUUGAUUAGAAAAGUCGAUAAGUCAAACGACAGAAAACCACAAAAGAGAGAAUAUGGUCAAGCUGCCGCUGGUACUAUUUAUGAUGUUGUUGGUAACAUCUUGGGUGUCACUGUCGGUACCCCAUUGCAAAGAAAGUUAUCUUGGUUAGCCAUCUUUUUAUUCUGCGUUGCAGUAGUUUUCGCCAUUAUUGUCAUGGGAUCUCAAAAGUUCCACGUUAAUAAGGAGGUAGCCAUAUAUGCCAUCUGUGUUGCACUUUCAAUGAUACCCUCUGCACUUAUUCUUGUUUUGACAAUUACAAUGGCGGUUGGGGCACAAGUCAUGGUAACGAAAAACGUCAUUGUUAGAAAAUUUGAUUCCUUGGAAGCGUUGGGUGGUAUUAAUGACAUUUGCUCUGAUAAAACCGGUACUUUGACGCAAGGAAAAAUGAUUGCCAAAAAAGUUUGGUUACCAAAUGUUGGUACGUUAGACGUGCAAAAUUCCAAUGAACCAUAUAAUCCUACUGCUGGAGAUGUUAGAUUUGCCCCUUAUUCACCUAAAUUCGUUAAAGAAACUGACGAAGAAAUUGAUUUCAAUAAACCGUAUCCUGAUCCAAUGCCUGAAUCUAUGCACCAGUGGUUAAUGACUGCCACUUUGGCAAAUAUUGCUACUGUCAACCAAACAAAAGAUGAAGAUACUGGAGAAUUACUUUGGAAAGCUCAUGGAGACGCUACAGAAAUCGCCAUUCAAGUCUUUACUACGAGAUUAAAUUAUGGUCGUGAAUCAGCUGCCCAAGAGUAUGAACAUUUGGCUGAAUUCCCAUUUGACUCUUCAAUCAAGAGAAUGUCCGCAAUCUAUAAAAACGGUGACGAGACUAGAGUUUACACCAAAGGUGCUGUCGAGAGACUUUUGGGGUUGUGUGAUUACUGGUACGGUGAAAGGACCGAAGGCAAUUAUGAUUCACAAACUUUGAUCAAAUUAACCCCAGAUGACGUUAAGUUAAUUGAAGAAAAUGUGGCUGCAUUAUCAUCACAAGGUUUAAGAGUAUUAGCAUUUGCAACCAAAGAGCCUGGUGACGCUGAUAUGAACGAUCGUGAACAAGUUGAAUCACAUUUGAUUUUCCAAGGUUUAAUUGGUAUUUAUGACCCACCAAGAGAAGAAUCUGCUCAAUCGGUGAAAUUGUGUCACAGAGCCGGUAUCAAUGUUCACAUGCUUACUGGUGAUCACCCAGGUACAGCAAAGGCUAUUGCUCAAGAAGUUGGUAUCUUGCCACACAAUUUGUACCAUUAUAGCGAAGAUGUCGUUAAAGUUAUGGUUAUGAGUGCCAAUGAUUUUGAUGCUUUAAGUGACGACGAAAUUGACAAUUUACCCGUUUUGCCAUUGGUCAUUGCCCGAUGUGCGCCAAAGACUAAAGUUCGUAUGAUUGAUGCUUUGCAUAGAAGAAAGAAGUUUGCUGCUAUGACUGGUGAUGGCGUUAAUGAUUCUCCAUCUUUGAAAAAAGCCGAUGUUGGUAUUGCUAUGGGAUUGAAUGGGUCAGAUGUUGCUAAAGAUGCUUCUGACAUUGUUUUGACUGAUGAUAAUUUCGCUUCCAUUUUGAAUGCCAUUGAAGAAGGUAGAAGAAUGUCGGCCAACAUCCAAAAAUUCGUGUUACAAUUAUUGGCAGAAAAUGUUGCUCAAGCAUUCUAUUUGAUGAUUGGUUUAGCAUUUUUGGACGAAACUGGAUAUUCUGUUUUCCCAUUGAGUCCAGUUGAAGUACUUUGGAUUUUAGUGGUUACGAGUACGUUCCCAGCUAUUGGUCUUGCUCAAAAUGCUGCUUCUGACGAUAUUUUAGAAAAGCCACCAAACAAUACUAUUUUCACUUGGGAAGUUAUCAUUGAUAUGUUUGGAUACGGUGUGAUUAUGGCUGCAACCUGUUUAUUGAGUUUUGUUAUUGUUGUAUAUGGUGCUGGAAAUGGAGACUUGGGUGUUGAUUGUAAUGCAACUAAUGCUGACAAAGAUCUUUGUUCCUUGGUAUUUGAAGGUAGAUCCACCGCAUUUGCCUCAAUGACAUGGCAGGCACUUAUUUUGGCAUGGGAAUGUCUUGAUCCAAAGAAAUCUCUUUUGCUUAUUCCUUUCAGUGAACUUUGGGCCAACCAGUUUUUGUUCUGGUCUAUUGUUGGUGGAUUUGUGACAGUUUUCCCAGUCAUUUAUAUCCCAGUUAUCAACACUAAGGUGUUUUUGCAUAAAUCAAUCACCUGGGAAUGGGGUGUAGCUGUUGGUACCACUGCAUUGUUCUUAUUGGGAGCAGAAGCAUGGAAAUGGGGGAAGCGUGUGUUUGCCCGUAGCUCCAAAGCCAAAAACCCAGAAUAUGAAUUGGAAAGAAACGACCCAUUCCAAAGAUAUGCAUCAUUUUCGAGAGCCAACACUAUGGUUGUAUAA
This is a messenger RNA of Candida dubliniensis CD36, 3204 nucleotides long. RefSeq names its product Na(+)-exporting P-type ATPase (gene ENA2). Gene Ontology annotation, molecular function: ATP binding; P-type calcium transporter activity; ATP hydrolysis activity. Gene Ontology annotation, cellular component: plasma membrane. Lineage: Eukaryota; Fungi; Ascomycota; Pichiomycetes; Serinales; Debaryomycetaceae. Bases 1 to 3204 code for a protein of 1067 amino acids. The transcript has a single exon. The record is from RefSeq and is a predicted model, not a curated record. Gene Ontology annotation, biological process: intracellular calcium ion homeostasis; calcium ion transmembrane transport.